This is a messenger RNA of Phoenix dactylifera (date palm), 2720 nucleotides long. Its product is annotated as histone deacetylase 6-like. Gene Ontology annotation, molecular function: histone deacetylase activity. The record is from RefSeq and is a predicted model, not a curated record. Gene Ontology annotation, biological process: epigenetic regulation of gene expression. NCBI's taxonomy places the organism in Eukaryota, Viridiplantae, Streptophyta, Magnoliopsida, Arecales, Arecaceae. Gene Ontology annotation, cellular component: nucleus.
UGGGCGAGCAUGGCCAAAUUUCUGCAUUAUAUGGUCAUUUGAACAAGCGGCAAGUCAUGUAGAACGAGCUAUAUUAAAGCUCGGUUCUGAGAACGAGCCGUACCCGAUCUACAUUUUUUCCACUUUUCCCAAGGAAAAUACACUUAGUCACAUUAGAUAAGUAUUUUCCUCGGUUCCACCGAGUGGAAGGGGCAUCAAUGGAAGGCGAUCCAAUUUGUCUGAUGACUGGCCGAUUCUUCUUCCAAUUGGAGUUCCAGGCAAUCUUCACCCCCUUCGAAGUUUUUAGUUGGGCCUGUACGACAGUAAGGGAAGCGGGAGGAGUGCAGCAAAGGCUGCCAUGAGUAUGGCUUUCGAAGAGCAUUGUACAAUAAAGCCAGCCCUGGAAUGGUGAGAGACCAUAGAGAGGUCUGGGUGCCCAGCACCUUUCUUGGGCUACCAGACAUGCUGAUUGGUAACCGGUCAGAGAGCCCAAGUACUAGAAAAAAUAAAAAACCUCCUCCUCCUCGCUCUCUCUCUCUCUCUCUCAUUUUUUUUUGGUGCUUGAAGGAAACUUACAACAGGAACGCGGUAGAGGAAUCUUGUUGACUGGUGAGAGGGUCAGCCUAAUUAAGCUUGGGUGAUGGUGCUUUAGAAGUUCUAAGUGCUAUACAUUGCGUGUCAAUGGGUGAGAAACCAUGAUUUGCCCUCAGGGAAGCAUUAACCAAAAAAAAACAGAAAGCCAAACGUGGGAUCGUUUCGAACUCAAUUUGAUGCACUACUCCCACUGAAUUCCUCGAAGCCUGCCAACCUUAGAUUGUUUUUGACCUGUCGCUGCCAAUAGCAAAGCAUGGUGAUGGAGUUCAAGUUUCCCGUCCACACCAGCCUAUCUUAACUCAAAUGUUGGACCCGGGUUGGCCAUUAUAGUACCCGACGUACAGUUCACCUUCAUUCAACGACGUCAACGUGCUUUCGGGUUAGGCCGGUUGGAGGCUGGAGUCCACGUUGUAUGUCCUCACGCUCUCGGUGUCAAAGCGAGCCAGCCGCCCUGCCUUCAUCUUUCAGGGGGUCUUCUUUCCUUCCGGCUGCCACCACCACCGAGAGGGAGAAAGAGAGAGAGAGAGAGAGAGAGAGAGAGAGAGGGGGUGAAGAAGAGCUCGAGAGAGAGGGAUCCCAUGUCCAUGUCCGGAUCCGGGGGGCCGUAUGGGGAGGGGGAGGGAGCGUCGCUGGCGGCGUCGUCGGGUCCGGACGCGAAGAAGCGGCGGGUGAGCUACUUCUACGAGCCGAGCAUAGGGGACUACUACUACGGGCAGGGGCACCCGAUGAAGCCCCACCGCAUCCGGAUGGCCCACAACCUGGUCGUCCACUACUCCCUCCACCGCCUCAUGGAGGUCUGCCGCCCCUUCCCCGCCUCCGCCGACGACAUCCGCCGCUUCCACUCCGACGACUACGUCGACUUCCUCUCCACCCUCGCCUCCUCCGACUCCCGCCUCUUCAAGCGCUUCAACGUCAGCGAGGACUCCCCCGUCUUCGACGGCCUCUUCCAGUUUUGCCAGGCCUCCGCCGGCGGCUCCAUCGGCGCCGCCGUCAAGCUUAACCGCGGCGACGCCGACAUCGCCAUCAACUGGGCCGGCGGCCUUCACCACGCCAAGAAGUGCGAGGCCUCCGGCUUCUGCUACGUCAACGACAUCGUCCUCGGCAUCCUUGAGCUCCUCAAGUUCCACAAGCGUGUGUUGUAUGUAGACAUUGAUGUCCAUCAUGGAGAUGGUGUUGAAGAGGCUUUUUUCACAACUGAUAGAGUCAUGACUGUUUCAUUCCAUAAAUAUGGGGACUUCUUUCCAGGGACGGGGCAUAUCAAGGACAUUGGUUUUGGGCAAGGAAAGUACUAUGCUCUGAAUAUUCCUUUGAAUGACGGAAUGGAUGAUGAUAGUUUCCGUGGACUAUUUAGACCUAUUAUCCAAAGGGUAAUGCAGGUUUAUCAGCCUGAUGCAGUUGUUCUCCAGUGUGGUGCAGAUUCCUUGGCUGGAGAUAGGCUAGGUUGCUUCAACUUGUCAGUGAAGGGGCAUGCCGAUUGUCUACGAUAUCUCAGAUCUUUUAAUGUACCUCUGAUGGUUGUGGGAGGUGGAGGUUAUACCAUGAGGAAUGUUGCUCGCUGCUGGUGCUAUGAGACAGCAGUUGCAGUUGGAGUGGAACCAGAUAAUAAGCUGCCAUAUAAUGAAUAUUAUGAGUACUUUGGUCCUGACUAUAAUCUUCAUAUCGAACCAAAAAACUUAGAGAAUCAGAACUCUCCACAAGAUCUCGAGAGAAUGAGGAAUGUUUUGUUGGAGCACCUUUCGAAGAUACAACAUGUUCCAAAUGUACAAUUUCAGGCCAGACCUCCAGAUACAGAAACCCCUGAGGAGGAAGAUGAGGAUAUGGAUUGCAGGCCACGGCGUCAACGAUUGAGUGGUGAAUGUUAUGAUUCUGAACCAGAGGAGGCCAAAAGCCUCAACAUGGACAAACUAGCAUAAAUGAUAUAUUUGCAGUGCACCCUGACAAUAUGGUAACUGCAACUUUCAAUAAAACUUUAAUUUAAACAGAUCCACUAUUAUGUUUUUUGUAUUAUUGUUCCCUAAGGAAAUUCCUUGAUGGAACUUUUCAAUGUUUUCUUUUCCAUCUUUAUGUUAACAUUGAUAUUCAAUGUUAAGAAGUCAAAAUGCAAAUUAAACCCGCUGCAAUAAUAAACUAUCUGUGAUUUUAAGCUA